AUGUUUCUGGGAACGCUUAUCCCAGUUAGAAUUGCAUUAUUAGCUGGCGCUAAUCCAUCUGUGAUUCGCUAUGUUAAAAACUCGGAAAUCUGCGAAACAACUCCAAAUGUUACACAGAUUUCAGGGUACGUUGACGUUGGGACGAACAUGUCCAUGUGGUUCUGGUUCUUUGAGUCUAGAAACUCACUCGAAACAGCCCCAUUUACUCUAUGGUUGAAUGGUGGUCCUGGAUGUUCUUCUAUGAUCGGAUUGUUUAAAGAGAACGGGCCAUGCUUAGUAAAUGCUGACCGCAAUUCGACCACUCUUAACCCCUACAGUUGGAAUAAUCUCAGCAACAUGAUCUAUAUCAACCAACCAAUUGGGACUGGAUUCUCCUAUGGUAAUACUGAUAUGGUGAAUAGCACUGAAACUGCUGCAUCCUAUGUAUGGACUGCAUUCCAGGUUUUAUUUGAGAGUCAGCUAUUUUGGAAGUAUGCCAGUCGAGAAUUCAUCUUUGCCACAGAAAGCUAUGGCGGUCACUAUGGACCCAGUUUUCAAAAUAGGUUAAUCGCUAGUGGGGGGAUCGAUGACAUUCCAAUUGUGGUUAAAGCUCUGAUGAUUAACAAUGGCUGGUUUGAUCCGCUCAUUCAGAACAUUGCAUGGCUGAACUUUGCGACCCAUGCUCCAGGUUAUGGGCAGCUCCAGCCAGAUGAAGUACUCAAGGACAUGUCAAAUGCUCUUUAUGGCUCUAAUGGUUGCAUAGUACAAGAGAAAGCCUGUUACGCUGCUGGACAUUCCACCAGUUCAAACAGGAUUUGUCAGGAUGCUGAUGAUUACUGUAUUGAUAAUAUUUACUAUCCUGCUGUGGAGGGUUACGACCAGCAUGAUUUGCGUCAAAAUUUAUCCAUUUUAUCCCCCCCUGAGUAUUAUAUGGAUUAUUUACGUGAGAAGCAUGUCAUGGAGAAGAUUGGUGCUGAGGUUAAAUAUGAGGAAUGCGCAAAUGCACCUAUGGAGCAGUUUGCAAAGACAGGCGAUGCAAGUUUUUGUCCAACUUUCCCCCCUCGAGACGCUAGGACUUGGCUGCCCCAGCUGUCGGCUCUGGCCAACUCUGAGAUGAAGAUUUUGAUUUGGGCUGGAGAUGCUGAUAUUAACUGCAACUGGCUUGGGAGUCAUGCGUCAGUCCUAGCAAUGGAUUGGUAUGGCAACAAGACGCUCCAUAACACCCCAUUCACCAAUAUGACAAUCAACGGCAUACCUGUUGCAGCUGUGCAGAAUGUUGACAACUUCUCCUUUGUGUGGGUGUACGCUGCGGGACACCUAGUGCCUGCUUUCCAGCCCCAAGUAGCAUUGGAGAUCUUCUUGCAGGUUAUUCAGAAGGAACAACUUCACUCAGUCUAA
Messenger RNA from Suillus fuscotomentosus, 1377 nucleotides. Its product is annotated as alpha/beta-hydrolase. The transcript is spliced from 17 exons. Bases 1 to 1377 code for a protein of 458 amino acids. The record is from RefSeq and is a predicted model, not a curated record. Gene Ontology annotation, molecular function: serine-type carboxypeptidase activity. Gene Ontology annotation, cellular component: fungal-type vacuole. NCBI's taxonomy places the organism in Eukaryota, Fungi, Basidiomycota, Agaricomycetes, Boletales, Suillaceae. Gene Ontology annotation, biological process: proteolysis.